CAACAAUCAAAAAAGAAAAAGAAAGAAAAAAAGAGAAAUAAGACAAGAGAGAAAGAAUAUCCGAAUUUCUGACUAUGGUACAACAUUUUCAACUCGACUCUGUCCAAAAAAUCAAGAAACUGUCGAAGCGAAGAUGGUGCCAGUGUCCAUGAAAUGGUCUUUCUCUCCCACAAUCUCCGCCUCCAGACCACACCGAGUCAACCGAUUUCCUGGUGUGGCAAUGGCGUCCGCAGGCGCAAGUGUUGAAAAUGUGAAGGUUACUCAAGGUUUGGGUGAUUUGCCAAAGGUUAUUUUGACUUCUGUUCAUGGGAGUGAGGCAGAGCUAUACCUGUAUGGAGGUUGUGUCACAUCCUGGAAAGUAGCCAGUAAGGACCUCCUUUUUGUUCGCCCAGAUGCCGUAUUUACCGGACAAAAGCCCAUCAGUGGAGGAAUACCACACUGUUUUCCGCAGUUUGGACCUGGCGCAAUGCAACAGCAUGGAUUUGCAAGGAAUACGAACUGGUCCAUUGUUAGUUCUGAAAAUGUGGAAGGAAAUCCUACUAUUACUCUGGAGCUAAAAGAUGGUCCGUACAGCCGUUCUAUGUGGGAUUAUGGUUUUCAAGCUCUAUACAAAGUCACUUUGGACAAAAGUACCCUCUCCACAGAGUUAAAAGUAACAAAUACUGAUGAAAAGCCAUUUUCAUUUACUACUGCUCUUCAUACAUACUUCAAGGCUUCAGUGACUGGGGCAUCUGUUAGAGGAUUAAAAGGUUGCAAAACACUGAACAAGGAUCCUGAUCCUAAAAAUCCGGUGGAGGGUAAGGAGGAAAGGGACGUAGUCACAUUUCCGGGAUUUGUUGAUUGCGUCUAUCUGGAUGCUCCUGGAGAGUUGCAGCUGGACAAUGGUUUGGGUGAUGUGAUUACCAUCAAGAAUACAAAUUGGUCAGAUGCUGUUUUGUGGAACCCGCAUCUGACAAUGGAGUCGUGUUACAAAGAUUUUGUUUGCGUUGAGAAUGCCAAGAUAGGAAAAGUUCAGCUAGAGCCCAAGCAAUCUUGGACUGCACUGCAACACUUGAGCUUGGCUUGAAGUGCAGAUGGGAUCAACUUUUUUGUUCUUUCUUUUUUCUUUUUUUAUUUUCUCUUUGUGUGCUCUUCUUAUUAAGAGCAAAUCAACAUUGUAAACUGUCGGCAAUUCUCAAAUGACUGUACUAUGUGUAAGUUAUCUUGUUGUAUGAUGUAUUUCUUCAUCAAUAAAUAAUUUU
Sesamum indicum (sesame) is the source of this 1241-nucleotide messenger RNA. Its product is annotated as Galactose mutarotase-like superfamily protein. The record is from RefSeq and is a predicted model, not a curated record. Gene Ontology annotation, biological process: carbohydrate metabolic process. NCBI's taxonomy places the organism in Eukaryota, Viridiplantae, Streptophyta, Magnoliopsida, Lamiales, Pedaliaceae. Gene Ontology annotation, cellular component: cytoplasm. Gene Ontology annotation, molecular function: glucose-6-phosphate 1-epimerase activity; carbohydrate binding.